Messenger RNA from Pectinophora gossypiella (pink bollworm), 1907 nucleotides. RefSeq names its product RING-type E3 ubiquitin-protein ligase PPIL2. Gene Ontology annotation, cellular component: catalytic step 2 spliceosome. The transcript has 9 exons. Gene Ontology annotation, molecular function: ubiquitin-ubiquitin ligase activity; peptidyl-prolyl cis-trans isomerase activity. Lineage: Eukaryota; Metazoa; Arthropoda; Insecta; Lepidoptera; Gelechiidae. The record is from RefSeq and is a predicted model, not a curated record. Gene Ontology annotation, biological process: protein peptidyl-prolyl isomerization; protein polyubiquitination; protein folding. The coding region runs from base 120 to 1739 and encodes 539 amino acids.
AUUUACAAUUUUUUUAUUUCCCAGCGAUCGAACCCCAGAAAACGAUGGCUCCUGAUACACAAUAAGAGGAAAGAAAAGAUGUAGUCCAGAACUUAGCCCAAUUCUGCACUACGUUAUGAAUGAAUCUCGGUGCUAGGUGCUCCACACUGGAAAGCGCAAAGGCAGCCAGUUACUUUCCCAUGAGUUCACACCAAUGCUAUUUGUGGCAGUUUGAUUUGUACUUAACGUACACAGAGUGGACUACCCUAUACGGCGGUAAGAGGUCUGGUACUGCAGUGGAAGAAGACACUUCAUUUAAACGGCUGCCGUUUGACCACUGCUGCUUGUGCCUUCAACCCUUUGAUGACCCUUACAUGGAUGCAGAUGGAAACAUAUUCGAGCUACAGGCUAUUCUAGAAUUCUUAAAGAAAUUCAAAGUUAAUCCUGUCACUGGAAAGAAGUUUGAUGUAAAGUCGCUUGUUAAGCUCAACUUUUUCAAGAACGCUCAAGAUGACUACCACUGCCCGGUACUAUUCAAACCGUUCACCAAAAACUCUCACAUUGUGGCCAUUCGGACAACUGGCAAUGUCUUCUCCCAUGAGGCUGUGGAGCAGCUCAAUAUCAAGGGAAAGAACUACAAAGAUCUGGUCAAUGAUACUCCGUUCAACAGGAGUGACAUCAUUACUAUACAAGACCCAAAUAAUUUGGCCAAACAUAAUAUCUCAACUUUCCAUCAUAUUAAAAAUAAUUUGAGAGUUGAGACAGAAGAGGAAAUAGCUUUGAGGAAGGACCCCCAUGCCAGACUCAAGACAGUCUCUGCUGAAACGAAGGACAUCCUACAAGAAUUGGAGAGAGAAUACAAGGCACCAGAAGCUAAAGAAACUAAGAAAGAGGUUGCCGAUAAAUUCAAUGCAGCACAUUACUCCACUGGUAUGGUGGCUGCCAGUUUCACGUCCACAGCUAUGGUGCCAGAAACUGUACACGAAGCAGCCAUCAUUUGUGAAGAUGAAGUCAAAUAUGACAGAGUUAAGAAAAAAGGAUAUGUGAGAAUGAUAACGAAUUAUGGGCCGCUGAAUUUCGAGCUGUAUUGUGACGUCACUCCGAAGGCCUGCGACAACUUCAUCAAGCACUGCCACAACGGAUACUAUGUCGGCACCAAAUUUCAUAGAUCUAUACGCAACUUUAUGAUACAAGGUGGAGAUCCGACAGGAACCGGUCUCGGUGGGGAGUCGAUAUGGAAGAAGCCUUUCGAGGACGAGGUUAGACCGAACCUGCACCACACCGGCAGAGGAGUACUGGCUAUGGCCAACUCUGGACCUAAUACUAAUGGCUCACAGUUUUACGUAACAUUCCGCUCUUGCAAGCAGUUGGACGGUAAGCACACGAUCUUCGGCAAGCUAGUUGGAGGGCUAGACACACUGAAUGUCAUGGAACAAAUAGAAGUAGACAAUAAAGACAGGCCCGUACACGACAUUAUCAUUGAAGCCACACAGGUGUUUGUGGAUCCCUUCGCCGAGGCAGAGGAACAGUUGGUCAUAGAAAGAGCAGAAGAAUUGAAGAGGAAAGCAGAGGAAGAAGGACCAGGGGUGAAGCCUAAGAAGAGCAAACAACCCCUCAAGGUGUUCAGACAAGGAGUGGGAAAGUACCUAGACUUGCAAGAGGCGUCUACUGCUAGCAAACCUGCCAAACCUGAUGAAACCGUUGCUAAAAAAGCGAAGAAGGAUAAGAAGUAUAACUUCGGUAGCUUUGACUCAUGGUAGCAUGAUAAAAAAAGCCGUAGAGCCAUAGCAUAGCACUCGCAUACCGCGCGUGGUGCGAUAAAGAUCCAAUAGUAUUGGUUUAUUUAUCGCGCCGCGCAUGCUACGCUACAUUACCAGCUAAAUGUAUUAUAAUAAGAUUAAUAAGUGUAAAUAAAACAUAGUAUUCAA